AUGGCUGAAGGCAGCACUUACCACGUUUCUGAUGAUAAACCUCCUACUUGCAAGGUGUGUUUCAAAACUUUUACCAAAAAGAGUUGUCUCACAACUCACGAGAAGAUCCACACGGGUGUCAAGUCCUACGUGUGUGGAGUUUGUCCACAAGCUUUUGGUAAAAAGAGCUAUUUAAUGAAACACGAAAGGAUCCACUCGGGCAUAAAGCCCUACAGCUGCGAAUUUUGUUCGAAAACUUUCGUUUAUAAAUAUAAUGUUACACAACACCAGCAGACACACACGGGUGUGAAGCCUCACACCUGCGAGGUGUGUUCGCAAGCUUAUAACAAGAAAGGGGAUUUAACAAGACACAUGUUGAUCCACACAGGCGUUACGCCAUUCACCUGCGAAAUGUGUUCACUUGCUUUCAGACACAAGGGUAAUCUUUUAAAGCAUCAGCAGAGCCACAUGGACGAGAAACCCUAUACCUGUAAAGUGUGUAAACAAACAUUCCAUAACGAGAUGAGCCUUUCGAAGCACGAAUCGACCAAUAAAUGCGCAAGGCCUUUAGCUUCCGUUGAUCAGCAGACCCACACGGGCGUGAAACCUUUUGGGUGUACAAUUUGUUCAAAAAGUUUCGCUAAAAAGUACAAUCUUACAGUUCACAUGAGGAUCCAUACAGGCCUAAAACCUUUUGCCUGUGAUGUGUGUGGAAAAGAUUUUUCUAUAAAGAGUAACCUUGAAGUGCACAAGUGGACCCACAUGGAAGUAAAGCCGUUCAGUUGCGAGGAGUGCUCGCGGCCUUUCAUUCGCAAAUGUAUUCUUAAUGCGCACAUGGGUCAGGUACACGCCCACCACUGCACCGAGUGUUUACUAACUUUUGUCCGGGCCCACGAGUUGAAAAUUCACAUGCGCGAUCAUUUGUCUUUUACCGGGAAAGAGACUCAAUAA
Messenger RNA from Copidosoma floridanum, 930 nucleotides. RefSeq lists its product as uncharacterized. Gene Ontology annotation, molecular function: DNA-binding transcription activator activity, RNA polymerase II-specific; RNA polymerase II cis-regulatory region sequence-specific DNA binding. The record is from RefSeq and is a predicted model, not a curated record. Lineage: Eukaryota; Metazoa; Arthropoda; Insecta; Hymenoptera; Encyrtidae. Gene Ontology annotation, cellular component: nucleus. Gene Ontology annotation, biological process: regulation of transcription by RNA polymerase II.